AUGCCAGCCGCUCCCUGGGACGAUGGCGCUGCCGCAAAACAGCUUUUUGUCCUUGUGACAGGAGCGAAUAGCGGCAUUGGCCUUGGCAUCGGCCAGCGCCUCAUCGACGAGUUCGCCGCCGAGCACACGAGUCCUUCCGAACACCUCGUCUUGAUCACGACCACCCGUAGCGCCGCCAAGUCUCGGACCACGACUGGCCUGUUGCGGCAGCACCUGCAGCGGAGCGAGAGGUCGGCCGCUGCGAACAAGGGCACCGUCCACCCGUCCCGCAUCCACCUUGCCAGCCUCGAGCUCGACCUGUGCAACCUGCCCAGCGUAUAUGGUGCUGCCGAGCGCCUGCGCUUCGAACCGCUCUCGAUCUGCACAGGCACCGAGGACACGGCUUCCUCGCCGCACACGAUUCCGCGCCUUGACAGUGUCAUCUUCAAUGCUGGCAUUGGCGGCUGGACCGGCAUUGGCUGGGGCAACCUGCUGACCAAUAUCCUGUCCGACGGCAUUCAGCAGGCGACGACGUUCCCGACGUGCAAGGCCGCAGAUGGCGGCCUGCUGGUAGACCCAUUGACGGGCAAAGAGGUCAAGCGCGCCGAGGGCUGUCAGGGACUGGACGACAACGACGGCAUCCUAGGCCAGGUAUUCUGCGCCAACGUCUUUGGUCACUACGUCUUUGCCCAUGCGCUGCUGCCGCUGCUGCGCGGGACCGGUGAAGGCACGGGUUCUCCCAAGAGCUCCGCCAUCGGCCCGGGUCCCGCUCGUAUCAUCUGGGAGAGCAGCGUAGAGGCCGACGGCUGGUACCACCUGUCGCUGGACGACUUCCAGGCCGUGCGCACCACUGCCGCCUACGAGAGCUCCAAGCGCCUCACGGACGUGCUGGCCCUAACCACCAGCCUUAAAAGCGUCGCGCCCUAUUCGGCACCGUUUUACAAGGACGACAGCACAGAUGCCGCCAACCACAAGGACAGUUCUACGGUCCCAGCCACGUACGUCACGCACCCGGGCGUCGUCUGCUCGACCCUCUUCCCUCUCAACUGGUUCCUCUUCGCCCUCUACAACAUUGCCAUGUACAUCUCCCGAUGGCUCGGCUCGCCGUGGCACCCCGUCACUGCCUACAAGGGCGCCGCCGCUGCCGUAUGGGUGGCUCUGCGACCCACGGCGGCACUCGACGCUCUUGACGGCCAGCACGUCAAGUGGGGCACCGGCACGACACGCAGCGGCUCGACGCUCAUUAAGCGGUCCGAGGUCGAGGGCUGGGGUUUCCGUGGCCGUGUGGGUGAGGAGACCACGGUGACCACCAUUGACUCGGUGACGGGCAAGCCGUGGGGCGCAGGUGGCGAUCCGCUUGCGGCGUCGUUCCCCUUCCCUGCGUACCUGCACAACAGCCGUGGCCGUAAAUCUGGUGCUGCAAACCUGACGGCGGAGCGGCGUCAGGAGUUCGAGGUGCUAGGCCGGGACUGCUGGCGAGAGAUGGAGCGGCUGCGCGUCGAAUGGGACCAGCGCGUCAAGAAGGUGCGGGAGAGCCAGUGA
Sporothrix brasiliensis 5110 is the source of this 1521-nucleotide messenger RNA. RefSeq names its product 3-keto steroid reductase. Gene Ontology annotation, cellular component: endoplasmic reticulum membrane; mitochondrial outer membrane; lipid droplet. The transcript has 2 exons. Gene Ontology annotation, molecular function: 3-beta-hydroxysteroid 3-dehydrogenase (NADP+) activity. Gene Ontology annotation, biological process: ergosterol biosynthetic process. The coding region runs from base 1 to 1521 and encodes 506 amino acids. The record is from RefSeq and is a predicted model, not a curated record. NCBI's taxonomy places the organism in Eukaryota, Fungi, Ascomycota, Sordariomycetes, Ophiostomatales, Ophiostomataceae.